Molecule: messenger RNA, 3537 nt
Organism: Iphiclides podalirius (scarce swallowtail)
Lineage: Eukaryota; Metazoa; Arthropoda; Insecta; Lepidoptera; Papilionidae
Source: the annotation of a GenBank genome assembly
AUGGAUAUUGAUGUUAGUAAAGAGAAUAUACAGCCUUUGAAAGGUGGAAGAAAUCCUUUACAAUUGGGAACUGCAUUGCAAGCUCAAUCGGAUGUAGAUGCUCAAAGGCAGCUUCAGCUGCAAAAAGAGGAACAUGAAGCAGCUAUUAGGCAAUAUCAAGGAAUGGAUCCAUUGGAACCAUGGUUCAACUAUAUCCAGUGGGUGGAGCAGUCAUAUCCAAAACAUGGUCAUGAAGGCCAUAUAGACAAGCUCAUUAAAGAUUGUCUUCAACUGUUUGAAAAAGAUGAAAGAUAUUAUCAAGACAGAAGACUUGUAAAGCUGUGGAUUAAAUAUGUGGACUGUUUAUCUAAUCCAUUGGAGAUAUACCAAAGGCUAUAUAACACUGGCAUUGGUGUAGAAUGCUCAGAAUUCUAUAGAGCUUGGGCAUGUUACUGUGAGGAGUCUGGUGAUUAUAAAAAAGCUAACCAGGUGUAUAUGUUAGGGCUACAAGCAAAAGCACAGCCUAUUGAUGAACUUGAACAAGCCCAUAUGAACUUCCAGUUAUUUUUUGCCCAAAGAAUGUUACAUGAUGAUUCGCCAACUAAAAGGAAGGCGGCCUCUGCUUUAGCUGAAACAAGAAUGGCAUUGACAUCAUUAAAGUCCUUUAAGAGGAGAAAUAUUGCAAAUGUGCCAGUUCAAAGGGUUGGUGACAGUGUAAAGAGUGUAGUCCCAGGAGUGGUUAGACAACACCAUGGGAAUACUGACCGAAGGUUGCCUAAUUCAAAUGUCAUGGUGAAUGUAUAUGAGGAUGCUCCUUCGACGUCGCGUGUGGCAAUUCCCGUAGCGGAAAAUCCCGGACCAACUUCUUUAGUACAGUCAUGUAGCAAUGUAGAGAAUGAAAAAGAAGUUGGAAUUUGGACCAAUCCCAAGACUAAAAUGGUACAUUCUAAUGUUGUACCCCAUCAGCCUCUACCAUUUACACCUUAUGAAGAUGAAGAAGAUAUUUUGAAACUACCACCAAAUCACUUGCCUUAUUGUGUUGAUGACUUAACAUUUAAUGUACCUCUUUGUGUACCUGACCCUGCAGAUCCAACAAAAAUUGCUUGUUAUAAUAAGUCACAGGUCUAUGUUAAUGAAAUAGAAUACAGUUUAGAGGAAAUAAGAUCACGAAAAUAUAACCUUGAAAGGAAAAUAAAAAUGACAAAUGUAGAAAAUGUUGAUACACCACAAAAUUACAAUGAAAAUGAGGCUUUAGCACAAUGUAGUGCAUUAGAAACAUUAGCAAACUGUGCUUUAGACACAGAACAAGACCACUUAAGCCAACUUAUGCCUUUGUCCUUGCAAAAUAUUACUAAAGUUACUAAUAUGCAUUCGCCGGGAGAACCAAAAGUCUUUGUAAAUUUGGAUUCUAAGGAAUUGAGUGAGCAUGCCGACAAAAGAAAUGACGAAAUUCAAAAAAGCACCUCCCUGUCAGCAAACAAAGAGAAUCAAAUAGAUAAGUUUAGCACUUCUGACAACAAUUUUGUGGAUAAUGGUGGUGGGAACUAUGGCAAAAAUAAUUUAAUGGAGGAAUUUAAUAGGAGUCUUAUGGGCAAUCUCCUUGGUGACUCUGUUACUGUCAAUACUAAAGAAGCAAGAUGGGAACUAAGAAAUAUUUUCAAUGAUAAUGAGCCUUCAAUGGUUCAACCAGUGGUCCAACAGUUUGAAGUACCAAGGUUUGACAUUCAUGAAGAUAGAUCUAUGACUAUGGCAAUAAAUACCAAGAAAAACUUUGAAAUUCCUGAUGUAAGAAACUUGCCAGAAGACAAAGAAAAUGCAAACAAGUUUCCUCCACCAACAGCAGUUAGUGCACCGCAACAGGUAAAUAAAACUGCAUACUACGAAGAGCCUUCUUGUACCCAAGUAUUUAACUUUAAUAUUAAAGAUGCAAGCACGCCAAAUAUGUCACAGUUCAAGAAACCUACGAGUUGUAUUGAUCAGUCAUCAAAAUAUCCAUCAGUUCCAAAAUUUAGUAUGGACGAAAGUGUUGUUGAGCAAUCAGAUCUGGCAAUUGGUAAAAGAGAUGAGUUUUCACGACACAAUGCAGUUGAUCAUCAUGCCACUGCUGAAAAUCAAGGUGGAGGACUCUCUGUAAUAAUGGAAGCCACCAGAGAAUACAAUAGUAAAUCGGGUUCCAGCUCUUCAGAACAAGCCCAAAUACCUCCAUCUUCUGGCAUGUCUGAUUCAGAUAGUAAAGAUGGUAUGACUGCCCAGACUGCAACUCCAAUUCAAUCAGCUAAGGUGUCACAUACAAUUGAUAAGCAGAAAGAUAUAUUGAAACGGCAACUUGAUUUUGAACACAGAGUGGAGGUUCAAUCAGAGGAUAGUAGAGAUUCUGUAAGCAAAGAUAGUCGAAUCUCAUCAGUCUAUUCUAGGCAAUCAGACUUCCAAUCUGAUGGAUAUGGUAUGGACAUUGAUAGUGAGAAUUCAAUGGAAUGUGCAGCAUUCAAAUCUACACACUCCAUUUCAUUAGUAGAAACCAGUGAUAUACCAAGACCAGCUGACAUCGAUUUUCCAGCACAGAUUGAUCCAUUUAAUAAAAAGCUUAUUGCUUCCUUACUAGAAUAUGUAAAGUUUCCUAAUAAAACUCAUGCAGAAGGAUAUGUAGAAGUGCGGUCUAUUCCAAAGUUGCAAUUAGCUACAGUAAUAAGUGUUGGAAAUAACAAAUUCUCAAUUGAGAAACAAUUGGGUAAAGGGAAUUAUGGUGCAGUAUUUUUAUGUUUGGAUUUAAAUAGUCAUAAAUCUGUGGCAAUUAAAUAUCAAAAACCCAGUCGCCCAUGGGAGUUUUACAUUUGCCAAGAAAUUAAAGCUAGAAUAAAAGAUCCUUUCAUGCUGCCAGGAUAUAUGGACAUAAGCACUGCCUUUUUAGGAGAUAAUGCAAGUUUAUUUGUCUCGGAAUAUUCAAAAUAUGGGUCCCUUUUGGAUGUUGCUAAUAAAGUUAGAAUUGCUACCUCAAAGUGUAUUAAUGAGUUCAUUGUUAUACUUUUAACAUCAGAAAUAUUAUCAAUAGUUCAUUACCUUCAUAAAGCACAGAUUAUACAUGCAGACAUAAAACCUGAUAAUUUCUUGCUUAUGAAAAUCCCUACCCAAGAAUGGAGGACACCAUCACUUCAACUGAUUGACUUAGGUUGUGCAAUUGAUAUGUCUCUUUUCCCUAAAGGAACAACAUUUAGAGAGUUAAUAGCUACAGAGGGUUUCACAUGUACAGAGAUGAGGGAAGGAAAACCUUGGACAUAUCAAACUGAUUUAUACUGCUUGGCUGGUACAAUACAUGUUAUUUUGAUGGGAAGCUACAUGAAGGUUGUCAGUCGUCUUGGUCAAUGGAAUAUAGACAAAAAAUUACCAAGGUACAUGAAAGUAAGUUUAUGGGAUAAGAUAUUUACUACUUUACUUAACAUACCAGAUUGCAAUAAUCUACCAGACUUAAUGGAUCUCAAGAAUGAGGUAGACAGUGUAUUAAAUGAAAUAGAUAACCUUGGCUUUCAACUCCGUAACUUUGCUAAUGUCCUUAAGUCAAGA